Molecule: messenger RNA, 2881 nt
Organism: Didymodactylos carnosus
Lineage: Eukaryota; Metazoa; Rotifera; Eurotatoria; Philodinida; Philodinidae
Source: the annotation of a GenBank genome assembly
AUGCUUUGCGUUGACGAUCAUGUAAUUUUUCCCUACCAUGAUGGCGAAUGGCAUCAAGCAAUAAUCGUCGAUGAAUUACGAGAGGAUGAUGCAUAUGUAGUGAAAUUUCGUGAUUCGGAGGUCGAAUGGCAGGUAUCUCCUCGACAACAUGUUCAAUUAGAUGGACAAUGGGAAGUGUAUAUAACUGAAUUAAUUCAGAUGUACAAAACAGAAAUGGAACAGCAAAUGAAGGCACGGAUCCGAAGUACCCUUUCUCCCUCUGUAGUCUCAGACGCUGCAGCGAUUCAAGAUAUCGCUCCAAUACAAUCAUUCACUGUUCAGGAAGGUGAUGUAGUAGCUGCUCAGUUUCCCCAUAGCGGUCAUCCUCUAUACACUUUCGCGAUAGAUCCAUCUACCGCUGAAAUUGCAAUCCCUCAACCUCUACCAGUAGUUACGCGAGAACACGAACGCCAGACACUUGAACUUAUAUGUAUCCAAGCCCUCGGUAAAUUAUAUACCGAAAAGAUCAAACGUCUGGAAGCUGGAAAAUCGGCUCUGGAACAACAAGUAAAACUACGACAGCUUCAAAUGGAAACAAAUCAAUGGUUAUUUAGUCAUCUAUUACCUGUUCCUAAGACGCAAAAAGUAAAAGAUAUGAAACCCAAGAAACCAAAAUCGAAAAAGACAACGGCGCAAAUAUCUCGUGCUCAAAAAACGAAACGUGCUACUAGUCAUCAUCCUCUCUCUGAAAAUCAUCCAGCUCUCCAUCCAGUAGCAUUGUUAAACUCUUUCAAAAGCAUUCAACCGAAACAUCAGGUAGAUGGACGAUAAAAGGAAAUUUCCUCUAUACUUCCAUUGUUAUUAGCAUUGUUAGCCAUCUUAUUAUCGUUAUCGUUAAUAUUUUUACUAAAAUCGCCACUAUUUAUGGAAAAAGACUUCCUUCCCACUAUAUCAUAUCCGUUGACAAAAGAUGUUGAACCGCCUAAGCCGAUUAAAAUAUCUUCCUUAUUUGGAAAAUUAUUCUCAACACAGCAACGAAUAAGUUUCGCUCUGCCUUCUCUAUUUGUGCAUAGGAAAUGGAAGUACAAAGAGUUUCUCCACUUCAUACAUUCAUGAUGAGUGUAAAUCUCCAAACUAAAUAAAUCCGUGCCGAUAUAUUUUAACCAGUUGGUCAACUAUCGGAUCGACAAGUCGAACUCCUUUUUCUAGCAUUCAUUCUUCUCGCAUCACUUCAACAAUGUAAAGCGGAGAACUUCCCGAUCACAAAUACUUCGUGUGGUACUCCUCUUUUAUUAUUUGCUUUUCUUUGUCUCUCAAUGAUUCAGAAACGUCUUUCCAAACGUCUCUGACAAAAUCUAUUCUAACUGAUCACUCCACAUCAAGCUAUAUAUGUGGCAUGUUUCCUAUUGAAUUUCAUGGAUACUGUGAGGUAUUCCUUCGAAACUUAUCUCCGACAACACUUACGAUAUGAAUAUGUAAAUAUUGACAUAAAUUCCUUUGUUCCUAGUCUCUGUUUGUCCAAUUAUGUAUAUAUGUAGUUUUACAUAUGCCUAACCUAUUUCAAACUCCUACAAUUUCCUUUAUUUAACUGGAAUAUUUUGGACCUCCACUCAAUUAUUCUUCACAUUUCGUCUAAGAUACUCUUUAUUUAACUGGGAUAUUCUUCAACUUGGUAGUUAUCCGAUUAUCAUGACGCGUCAGCAGUUCUUUUCCAUUUUGUUUUUUUUGUUUUUUCUGUCAUUUGUUUUGAUAUCUUUUGUUGGAUUUUGUUUUCUAUUCGUGCGGAGCACUCAUUUUGGCAGUGAGGGGAGAUGUAAAGAAUAAUGAUCUCGCCUUCAACCGACUCUCAUAUUCACAUACACUCUAUCACUAUUCAUGUUUCCGUCCGUCACUUUCUUCCUCUUCUCCUUGUUCAGUAUAUACGUUCACUCUUUCCAUCCACGGUACUUCACUCUCUCUGUGUAUAUGUUCAAUAUCACUCUCUCAUUGUUCAUCCUAUCUCUCUCCAUUCAUAUUUCACCUCUCUCCUUUUGUGUGUACGUUCAAUCACUCUCUCUUUGUUACUUGUACUAUUUAUACUCAUUGUACAGCGCAUCGUUUCCUUUACAGCAUUCAAAUGCAAAAAAUUCUUUAACGCACUCGAAUGCAUUAAAAGUUUCUUCGUUCGUUCAAUACGCAAGGUGCAGGCAAUUCAAACUUUCAGUAAAUUUUUUUUUCGUGUUUUCUUUACAUCAAUGGAUAGAGAUUGAGCUGCUGAUCACGAAAAACUACUUUUUAGCUUUAGCAAAUGCUUCCUUCUAGUCGAAAAAUACGAAAUACUCGAAAGAUGUCGUUUUCGAGAAAAACACGUUCUUUCUCGAAAUGUGCAAAAUUUUCUACUUCAUUCUUCUUUUUUGCUUCUGAACAUAAUUUUUCCAGAUUCGGCAUAAAAAACUAAAUAUAAGAAAGUUCUUAAAUCGACUCUGGACCCCAAACCCUACUGAUGGUGACGUUUCGAAUCGCGUCGAGUGCACCACAUAUUGGUCGAUUUUGUAAACCUAUCUAGUUUUUCCACGUAAGUGAUAAAGGCAGACGUUUUAUCUCAUUCGACUCAUCAUACCACCAGUUACAAAGUUACGUAUCCUUUUUUUCUUCUUUUCUUUGCUGUGUUGAGAAAAAUCGUUUUUACUGGUAUCAUAUUCAUUUCAGGCGGUACUCAAGGCUUUUCGAAUUCAAAUAAGACUUCUAGUCAUAAACUAAAUACAGAUUCGUUAUCAGCACAAAGAACUGAGUGGAAUGAAGUGUAUUUCCAGUCAAUUUGACAACUUUCAUUUUUUGACCUGCAUACAACAAUUGCAGCUCAACGACGAUACCUGAAAAAAUGAGCAAAAAUGAAAGUGGGCAAAUUGACUGGAAAUGCACU